GUUGCCGUGGUGGGACCCUCAAACACCGUUGGGUGAGUCUUGUAGAUUUUUGGGUGCUGAUCACAAUGUGCCCAUCAUGUACCAUUUCAGUUUUGUCCUGAUAUUUUCUUAUCUUGUAUCCAAACAUUUUCGCUCCCGUAAGUGACUUCUCAACAACAGUUUGUGUAGCCUGGGCAUGUCCAGGACAUUGGAAUCAGGGCAGGUUGGCAUCUGUUCUGUGAAAGUUGGCAUCCUGGGCAGGUCUGAACGAGCUUGACGCUGUCUCAGCAUGCUGUAAAGGUGGCUGGCAUACACCGAUACUGCUCAUUUGGUUAAUAGAGAUAGUGUGUAUGUAUGUAUGUAAAGGCGGCACGGUGGCACAGUGGGUAGCGCUGCUGCCUCGCAGUAAGGAGACCCAUCUGGGUUUGCUUCCCGGGUGGAGUUUGCAUGUUCUCCCCGUGUCUGCUUGGCUUUCCUCCUGCAGUCCAAUGACAUGCAGGUUAUGUGUGUGUGUGGGUGUGUGUGCCCUGUGGUGGGCUGGCACCCUGCCUGGGGUUUGUUUCCUGCCUUGCGCCCUGUGUUGGCUGGGAUUGGAUCCAGCAGACCCCCGUGACCCUGUAGUUAGGAUAUAGCGGGUUGGAUAAUGGAUGGAUGGACGGAGUGUUGUAUGUACGAGUAUCAGUAGAGUAAAGCAGAGGACUGAGGCGACAGAACAGGAAGUAAGCUCGAUGCCAGAGACGUCUGGUGUCUCGUCAGUGUCGUCACAGCCGCCAUACAUCCUGCUCUAUCUGUGUGUGGCGAAUAUCAACUCGGGCCUCAGAGAUGCUGGAUGACUGCUCUUGUGAAGAAAGCUUAUCAUCUGUAUUUCAGCUGGUGAUCAAGACAAGGAAUGGACGCCUGACAUUUGCUGUGCGACAUGUGAUGCCAGUCUGAGAGCCUGGCACAGAGGCCCUCGAAAGACGAUGCUGUUUGCUGUUCUGAUGAUAUGAUGAGACCAGAAAGACCAUGUGAUGGACGGUUACUUCCAAUUCCAAAACCAUCAGAGGACUGGACCUUAGACGAACCCGAUGAAGAAACUGCAAUGCAGGGUACGGACAGUGACAUCGAUUUUGAACCAGUCGCUCAUCAGGUGAUCCACACCUGGUCACACGGCCUGAAUUGAACGGUUUGGUCAGAGAUUUGGGUCUGUCGAAAGCAAAAGCCGAGCUGCUGGGCUCAAGACUGCAGGAAUGGUGUUUGCUGUCACCAGGUAUGGACAUUUCGGUGUUUCGAGGACGACCUGAUCCUGAUAGAACAGUCAACAGUCUCUGUUUCUGUUGUGACAUUGAAGGAUCGUUCUCGGCCUUGGGUUGUGAUCACACCAGAGGAGUGGCGUCUCUUCAUUGACUCGUCAGUGUUGAGCCUGUAAGCUGUUCUGCUCCACAAUGGUGACGUUUAUCCUCCAGUACCUGUUGGCUAUGCAGCAGACAUGAAAGAAACGUACGAGAAUAUGAAACUGGGGCUGAAGCCCGUCCAGUAGAGCAGGUACAACUGGAAUAUCUGCGGAGAUCUUCAAGACGUCGCUCUGUUACUAGGACUGCAGCUCGGCCAUACAGAGUACUGUUGUCUCAUCUGUGAACGGGACGGCCGUGCCAAAGAGUCGACAGAACUGGCCACUCCGUAAAAAGUUAGUUCCAGGACAGAAAGAUGUGGCACACGAAUCACUUGUCAACCUGGCAGAGAUAUUUUUGCCUCCUCUUCACAUAAAACUGGGACUCGUGAAGAGUUUCGUGAAAGCACUGAACAAGGAAGGCGAAGGUUUUCGUUAUUUAAGACCGAUGCUCCCAAGAAUAACACAGAGGACAUUCUUGUUGUCCCCCAGAUCAGACCUGUUAUGAAUGACAAGCGGUUUGAAGAUCUGUUAGUUGUGGCCUGGAGAGCCUUCAAAGACGUUGUUGACAAUUUUCUGGGCAAUUCCAGAGCCCCAAACUCCGUUCAGCUGGUAGACAAACUUCUCAAAGCAUACAAGACAAUGAAGUGUAACAUGGCACUCGAGAUUCAUUUCCUUCACUCACACUUGGACUUCUUCUUCCCUGCGAAUCUCAGUGCUGUCAGUGAUGAAGACGGUGAAAGGUUUCAGCAGGACGUUGCUACGAUGGAGAGACAAUACCAGGGCAACUGGAAUCUGUCAAUGCUCGCUGACUACAACGUGAUGCAGCAGACAUUGACUACGGAGCAGAACACGCUGAAUUCUGUUGACUUUAAUAGCUUGUGUGAAACACAAAGGGGACCAAACAGCUUGAGUGAUGCAGUAAAACCCAAAGUAGAUUUGCUGUCACAAUCAGCAAAAACUGUUCAGGAAGGGAGACUGUUCAAACAAAUUGUUGUGCAGUGUAACCGAGGAGCCCAGGGGUCUGCUGAAUGACAAGAAGAGAACAUCCAGCGCUACGAAGGACACCCACAGAGUGCUGAAGACAAAGCCGAGUGAAGCUAAAAUAGAAAACCCAGAAGAACUCCGUCACGAGACGAGACUUCCCACCCAUGUAAUGUGUAAUGUGUUCUUGUAAGUGCAAAGCAGACCUGCCCUCCAGAGGAAUGGAGUGACAGUUAAUAGGAGGUCUGGCGGAAGUGACGUCGUCCUCGGGCCCGGGGCCGGAAGUGGCGUGUCCCGAGUCGAGGCCGUGGCUCUGGUGGGAUUUCCUGCAGGGAAUUUAGAAAGAGCGUUAGGGCACCCUGCCACCCCCUGGGCAGAUGUGUUCCCCUUAUUCUUCAAGCCCUUCAGCUGCUUGGUGACAUGAGUGACAACACGAAGGAUAUCUGGAAAGGACUUGACAUCACAGGGGGGCUCACCUGCCAGCAGGAGAUGUGGGCAAUGAUGACGUCCUGAACUGAGUUUUUAAAUAGACCUUCCUUCCCACCGCCUCCUUCUUCCAGUGACCAUUCCUUCCACACCAUCCCUGCUACUUCAGAACCCCACCAACGAGCCCACCUCUGACCACCAGUAUGGAUGAGGAUUCAGCUGUGGGACCACAUGGAGUCACUUGAGUUCUCAAAGGCCAACGCAGAAUAAGUCUGUCACUGAGGCUCCAGAAAAUGCCACUGCUGUGGGAGGCCACCUCGUCACCUUCUGUAUGUGCAAGAAUAGCUUUAGGGUGACAUGGCAUUCCUCUUAAAGAAACAGCAUCAAGGGUUAAUAGAUGGCACCCACCCGCUCAGGCCCAACAGGAAACGCAAUGAGGGUCAAGUGAACAACACAGACAAGGAUGGGAAAGGUGACCAGGUGACCCGUAUUCAACAAGACUGGACACUUCCUGUACACGCAGACAUGUCAACCCAAAUAAACAAGAAUAAAAGAGACUGAGUUUAUAUAUAGGUGCCAAGUUAGGUGCCAACCAGCGAAGCAACCCGAGCAAAUGUAUGUCCUGAUAGACACUGGCAUUCAGCAGUUGAUCAAAUGGACCUGUAUCCUCUGUUUCUCUGAUCGUGCUGACGGUGAUGAUGAUGAUGAUGAUGAUGAUGAUGAUGUAGCACUCUGCUUCCUAAAGGCAUUUUGCUGAGCAGUAAUUGAAAGAUACAAUGGAGAGCUCCUGUCCUGCCUGAUGACUGAUUUGUCCUCUUUGAGGAUGACUUGCUUUCUGUAAUCAACACACCCAUACACCUCAAAUCAUGAAGACCCCCGAGAGGCCGGUCAUCUUGUGGUGGACCACCUGGACCCACCACGGCUUGUCAAUCAGAGACUGGAGUGGAGGAAGCCAUCAUCUGUCUGCUCCACAGGGCUCAUCUCUUCAGUGCCAUCCCUGUUAAGGGGGCACCUCAGAGAUCUGCAGGUGGGUGACCUGGUGAUGGAGCAUCUCUCGGGCAGACCACCAGUUGAUAAGGCUCAAGGACUGAGUGAGCAACACUGGAGCAGCACAAGACACAGGCCUGUCACUCUGCACACCUGUGGUCACCUGGGGGGGUCCUGAUAAGGGGGAGUCAGGGGGAGAACUGCCUGCAACUGAACAUCAGCAAAAUCAAAGAACUGCUUAUUGACUGAAGAGCCUCUGUGCCCAGUCACCAUUCAGGGGGUGGAUGUGGAGGUGGUCUACUCCUACAAGUACUUGGGGGUCCGCAUUAAUGACUGGAUGGACUGGUCUCAUAAUAGAGAGGAACAAAAGAAGAAAGGGCACAGCAGGCUCUUCUCCCUUAGGAGACUGCAGAUCUUUAAUGAGGGUUGUGACGUCCUUCAUAUCUUCUACAACUUUGUGAUGGCAACUGUGGUGGGCUGGGCUGGUGACAUCAUGUCAAGAGAGGACCACCGAGUCAACAAGCUCAUUAAAAGGGCAGACACUCUGGACCCCCUGGAGGUCGUAAAGAAGAGAGUGCCAUUGUGAUCCUCUCUGUGACACACCAACACUGAGGACUUCCCCACAACAAAUCGUUCAGCAGAAGUGUGUCAAGAAAUGGGAAGGGGGGUCCUUUAUAUGCCUGUAUAGCGCCUCACAGGGACCUGGACUGCCAAGUCAGAAGAUUUUGAUCUUUUAAAUUGUUUUCCUUUUUAGUUACUUUGGUGCAUGUACAAACUAUGCUGUGUGUGUGUGUGUGUGCGUGUGUGUGUGUAUGUGUGUGUGUGUGUGGGUGUAGAGAGUCUGAGAUGGGGAGAAAUCUGAAUAGCCAAAGCAGACCUCAGUGUUCAUGCUUGCAGUGCCAUCAAUUGGAAUGUAUUUUGUAAUGCAUGUAGUAAUAAUGCACUGCAUUUGCCUUUCCAACAGGUGGCUCAUCAAAAACAUUUAUAGUCAUAAAACGCAGGACUGCAAGUGUUUGUGAUGUGCCAUCUGUUGGAAAGACAGAGACAGAAGGAGAGCACAGAGACCCAGAUUUACAUCAGUACUGUAAAUGUUCAAAUCUCUCUCUCUCUCGAUUUAUCUCUACUGUGUGUAUGUACAGUAUAUCUUGUGGCCUGCAGGGGGCGCUCCUGCCCCCCAAACCUGACACAGACAGACACAGGACACCAGUUUCUUUUUCUUUUGUUCUCGUUUCCCACCUGUACCACCCAGCACGGUCCUAAGCACAAUACAACACAAAAUCACACUUUCUUUCUUUCUUUCUUUCUUUCUUUCUUUCUUUCUUUCUUUCUUUCUUCUCUUUUAUUCUCAAUCUCUCUCUCUCUCUCUCUCCGCCUCCACUCCUCCCAGCAAGCUUUCGUCCCUCUUCCUCCCGACUCCCAGUAUGUUCUGUAGGAAUUCGUGGUGCCACAGCAACUUGGGGGGGGGCUGCCCUCUAGCGUCCCAGGGGAGAUAAUGUCCUGAGCCCACUCCCCCCAACCCCCCCCACCCCCGGUCCUUCCAUCACUUAGAUGUCUGCCACAACGGGGGUUUACAUAUGGGGGGCAUUGUCAGGUCAAGAGGGGUGCUUUAAAUCCCCAUCCUCUCGUUUUCUAGAAGCUUUCAAACUGAGGUCACUUCCUGUUCCGGUCUUAGCCCCGCCUCUUGUCCGGACCCCCUCCAUCGGGCAGUCUAACUCAUCUGAGGACUUUGUGCCUUUGCUGCCACUCUGCUCUGUCCACUUGGCCACUCUGAUAUCUGGGGACCACUGGCUGGUACCCCGAUGUGCCUCUUCAUUUGCAUAUUUAGAUUUCUAUUUUCUGACCUUCUAAGUGAAGCAAAAUUAAAAACCAAAAGAAAGUUCUGCGCAGAGCCAUUGAGCGGCAGGGGGUCCCAGGAAGGAUAAUAACAAUAAUCUUGUUGCACACUUGCCAUGAACUGUGGAGGGCGCUAUACCUGGUGACGUGUUUUCCCAGCAGCCCCUGCUAACCGUUGUCCUUCAUAUUUGAGGUCCGGCCAGGCAGCACAGCCAUCCCUCCAUUUUGUAGCCCCUGAUCUUUUCAGAUGACUUUUCUGAGAAGCCUCAUCACAAACGAGAGCGUCGCCCCAGGGUGCCUUCAGGGUCUUUCUGUCUCUCUGGUGUCCUCUGCCCACCCCUUUAAGCCCCCCCCCCUUUCUAUUGAAUUCUCAGUCCUUGACCACGCCCCCGAGUGCCGCUCGCAGGGGGGCGGAGUCCUCACCCCUCUCUUCAUUCCUCCUCGCCCGCCGAGCUCUCAUUCCACUGCUCGGGACCCCUGGCGACAUGGCCCUCCUGCUGCCCGUCCUGCUGGCGCUGCUCCUCUGCCUGACCAGUGCCCUUUACUACCUUGGAGCUUUCCGGAGGAGGCGCCCCGGAGAGCCCCCACUGGACAAAGGCCCCCUGCCCUGGCUGGGACAUGUGAUGGACUUCCGAAAGGACCCUGCUAACUUUCUGAAGAAGAUGCAGAAGAAGCAUGGCGACAUCUUCACGGUGCAGAUUGGGGGGCACUACUUCACCUUCCUCAUGGACCCCCUGUCUUUUGGAUCCGUGGUCAGGGAAGCCCAGGAGAAGCUGAACUUCAGCAUAUUUGCAGAGCAGCUGGUCAGGAGGGUGUUUGGUUAUCACGCACUGGAGGAAGACCACAAACUGGUCCAGUUGUCCACUAAGAAGCACCUGAUGGGGGACAGCUUGGUGCUCAUGACUCAGGCCAUGAUGACCAAUUUGCAGAAGCUGAUGCUGCACGGCCUCGGCUCGGCCGAGGGGACGGACCCCUGGACUGAGGACAGCCUGUACCGCUUCUCCUACAACAUUGUUUUCCGGGCCAGCUACUUGGCUAUUUUUGGCACAGCCAGCUCUGAGUCAGCGGACACCCUUCAGAAGGCGGAUGAGCAGGACCGCCUGGAGUCUGAGGAGCUCUUCCUCGAGUUCAGCAAGUACGACCAGCUCGUCUCCCACCUGGCCUUUGGCGUGCUGCCCCCCAGACGUAAGAUGGAGGCCGAGAGGCUCAAGAGGCUCUUCUGGAGGGCGCUGUCUGUGGAGAAGCUGCGGGAGAAGGACAACACCAGCCGAUGGGUGACGGAGCAGUGCCAAGAAAGGGAGGAGCGAGGAGUGCGACGGCCCAUGCUGGACAGGUUCAUGUUGGUGCUUCUCUUUGUUUCACAGGGCAACACGGGGCCCUCCGCCUUCUGGCUGCUUUUUUACCUCAUGAGGCACCCCGAAGCCAUGAAGGCCGUCCAGGAGGAGGUGGACAGGGUCCUGAAAGACAAUGGCCAGCAGGUCUACCCUGGAGGCCCACCUAUUGACCUCACCAGAGACAUGCUCCUCAGGACCCCUGUGCUGGACAGCGCCGUGGAGGAGACGCUUCGGCUGACGGCAGCUCCGGUGCUCACGCGUGCCGUCGUGCAGGACAUGAAGCUGAAGAUGGCAGAUGGCAGGGAGUUCGCCCUUCGAAAGGGGGACUGGGUGUCUCUCUUUCCGUACGUCGCGGCCCAGAUGGACCCCAGCAUUCAUCCUGAGCCCCAAACCUUCAAGUACGACCGCUUCCUCACGCCCCAGCGCACCAAAAAGACAGACUUCUACAAAGAUGGCAAAAAGCUGAAGUUCUACAACAUGCCCUGGGGGGCCGGGGGCUCCAUAUGCCCGGGCCGCUUCUUCGCCUCCAAUGAGCUCAAGCAGUUUGUCUUCCUCAUGCUGACGUACUUUGAUUUGGAGCUGCUGAGGCCUGAUGAGGAGAUCACCGCCGCCGACAUGACCCGCUGGAGUAUUGGCUUAACACAGCCCACCCUUGAUGUCCGCUUCAGAUAUCGGCUAAGGUUUUAGGGGUGGUCUGUGUGAGUCCCUCAUCUCCAGCACGGCUGGGAUGGAAGGGGGCACACGGCAGAUCCUGGGGUCCAAAUGCAGGUCGUGCCUUUCCCCAGUAGCCUUCAGGGUCCAAGGUUUAG
Molecule: messenger RNA, 7721 nt
Organism: Erpetoichthys calabaricus (reedfish)
Lineage: Eukaryota; Metazoa; Chordata; Cladistia; Polypteriformes; Polypteridae
Product: 5-beta-cholestane-3-alpha,7-alpha-diol 12-alpha-hydroxylase-like
Exons: 1
Coding region: 6064-7599 (511 amino acids)
Molecular function (GO): sterol 12-alpha-hydroxylase activity; heme binding; iron ion binding
Source: RefSeq, a predicted model, not a curated record